Molecule: messenger RNA, 404 nt
Organism: Amoebophrya sp. A120
Lineage: Eukaryota; Dinophyceae; Syndiniales; Amoebophryaceae
Source: the annotation of a GenBank genome assembly
UUUGACCUCUUUUGGGGGUCCCCGCUAAUAGUCCGGCUAUACUCGCGGGGAGAGGUCGACAGAGGUGGCCGAGAGGUGGCCAAGAGGGUCCGCGAGGGGUCGCCCCUUAUUCGCGCAACCUCUCUCCACCUCUGUCCCCCUCUCGCGCCCCCUCUUUUUGACCUCUCUGCACCCUCUGUGCCACUUAGGCGGCGCCUAAGGGUGGGCGCUUACUGCGGGCCUUAUUCGCGCACCCUCUCGCGCACCCUCUCGAACGGGGUCCCGCGCCACCUCUCCACCUCUGUCGACCUCUUUUCUACCUCUGUCGACCUCUUUUUUACCUCUCGGCCACCUCUCUGGGACCCUCUGUCUACCUCUUUUUUCGCAUGAAUAUAAUGUAUAGUAAUUGCAUUACAAAUUUCCUC